GACGGACCACAUGUUCCAAUUCAGUCAAUGUUUUUGUCUGUUUACUUUCUUAGUUUGAUUCUUAAUUUGAUUAUUUUUCUUUGUUAUCCUGUGAUAAUUUGUUUGUGUUGAUUUAGAGCUGAUUGAACAUCUCAAAAGAUAAACAUGGACACAAUCACUAAGUAUGAGAUGGACAGUGACAUCGAGCACGAGAGUGAUGAUGGUUUACCGAAUGUCAAAGCUUGGGGAAAAAAGAAGUCUGCCUAUUUUGGAACUGAUUAUGUAGAUAAAGAUUUUAGAAAACGAGCUGGACAAGAUGAGGAAGAACUUGCCCAGCAGGAAGAAGAGGAAGCUAAAGCGAUUCAAAUGCGUCUAUUAGAGGAGAUUGGAGAAGAUGAUUUGGGUUUAAAUAGACUUCCUGAUGUCCGUGAAGGAAGAGAGGAAACUGUUCAAAAAGUGCAAAUUGAUGUUGAUUCUCUAUCGACCAGAGAAAAGUUACAACUUUUGAGAAAAGAAGCUCCUGAGUUGACAAGUCUAGUUGAUGAUUUCAAAAGGAGUUUGGCAGAACUGGAAAAGCAAAAAAGUGUCUUGAACUAUCGUAAUGUUGAUGAUAUCGAUUCUUACCAAUCAAGUCUUCCUUAUCAAGUCUACAAGACUAAAUUCAAUCUCGUUACUCGCUAUUGUAUGAAUAUUAGCUUUUACCUACUCCUCAAAUCUAAAGGUAAAUCCAUUGGGAAUCAUCCGUGUGCAUCUAACUUAUUAGAUUUGAAAAAGAUGAUUCUUACAAUUGAGAAGAUUGAAAACAAAAAACAAUUCAAACUACUUGUUAGUCAAUUCUUGGAAAAAAUUCAAAACAAUGAAAAAAUCGUAAUGGCAGAAAAAGCUGAUGACCAAGAAAUCGACACUAGAGAUUAUGACGAUAAUACCAAAGGCUUGUCACCAUCUAGAAAACGAGUUCGAUUUGAAGAUGACAAACUAAACAUUCCCACAGAAGAGGAAGACAUUGAGUUACGAGAGUAUGGUGACCUCAGGGAGAAAAAUGAAGAUGACGAUGAGGAUGAAGAUGAUGACGAAGAUGAUUUUGAUCUCGAUGAUGAGGAAGAUGAAGAUGAAGAGGAAUCUAAAAGCUUCAACAAGUCUGUUGGAAAGAAACAACAAGCAAUUGAUGAAACAAUGGACGAAGACGAAGUUGUUAGGAGACCGAUUAAUUACCAAAUCGCUAAAAACAAAGGACUAACGCCUAAGAAGCCUAAGGAACAGCGAAAUCCAAGAGUUAAACAUCGAAUGAAAUACAAAAAGGCCAAAGCUCGAAGGAGAGGUCAAGUUCGAGAGCCAAGGAAAGAGAUUAAAAAAUACGCUGGUGAAAUAUCAGGAAUCAGAACUUCAACUGUUAAAAGUGUUAAGUUUAAAUAGAAUGCAAAUCAAAAUUUUUGUAUAUUUUCUGUUAAUUUAUUUGCUUUUCAAUUCUAAAGAAAAUAAAUUAAUCGUCGAAUUCUAAUAUCAUU
Messenger RNA from Panonychus citri (citrus red mite), 1484 nucleotides. RefSeq names its product something about silencing protein 10-like (gene Sas10). Bases 145 to 1392 code for a protein of 415 amino acids. The record is from RefSeq and is a predicted model, not a curated record. Gene Ontology annotation, cellular component: nucleolus; small-subunit processome. NCBI's taxonomy places the organism in Eukaryota, Metazoa, Arthropoda, Arachnida, Trombidiformes, Tetranychidae. The transcript is spliced from 3 exons. Gene Ontology annotation, biological process: maturation of SSU-rRNA from tricistronic rRNA transcript (SSU-rRNA, 5.8S rRNA, LSU-rRNA).